Messenger RNA from Fusarium oxysporum Fo47, 1860 nucleotides. RefSeq lists its product as uncharacterized. The record is from RefSeq and is a predicted model, not a curated record. Bases 1 to 1860 code for a protein of 619 amino acids. The transcript has 7 exons. Lineage: Eukaryota; Fungi; Ascomycota; Sordariomycetes; Hypocreales; Nectriaceae.
AUGGCUACCCCACCUAGACCCUCAACCCUCGCAGACAACAGUCCGCAAUGGGCAUCUGGAUGUCCAACCUGCAUGGCUAUCUGGCUCCAAUUCUCAGGCCCUGAAUCUGCACCUGACAUAAAUCUUGGAUCUUAUGAAGAAGCGCUUUCGACUGCGUUUCCCCGCCACAAAGAGCUGAUACAAGAGUUUGUUCACUAUAUCCGCUCUGAAGAACCGAAUAGCCAAAGCUUCGAUAGUAGUGACUUGGGGUUCAGAAAACCACGCCAAGGCUUUAGCAUAUCUAUCAGUCAAUCUGUAUCUGGCAGCGGCCAUCUCUGGAAUUUGCUAUUGGUGAAGAAAGAUGACGUACCUGAGCACCCAGGUAAUGGGCGCGUACUCGACACGGACUGGGUCGAUAUCGGAUUUAUUAAGAAAUGGAAGAACAGAUGCAUUUCUUCGCAUGGCGUCAAAUGCCAAAACCCUCUUGAAAAGCAGUGCGUUGUCCCGGGCCAUGAACCCGUUGACUACGUGGCGAUAAGUUACACUUAUGGAAGCCAUACUCCACCAAUAAUUACUUCAACCGCCUUCAAAGGGCUACAAAAGCCGUUCGCUCUGGCAACCCCCGAGUUCUCAGACUUUGUCUCGCCUAUCAUUCGCCACGCCAUGUACCUAACCUCAGCCAUUGACGAGCGUUGCCUGUGGGCUGAUGCACUCUGUGUCACUCACCACGAUCCCGAGGUUGCUUCUGAGCAGUUGAGGUCAAUGGGGGCCAUCUAUGUUAAUGCGGUUGCGACUAUCAUUGCCACAGAUGGUGACUCUAGGUCUGGGGUACCUGGUCUCAAGGGCCGGACAAUUCAAGAAUAUGCAUUGGCGAAUAGAAAGAUCAUAUUCAAUAACCUCGAGAUCCACUGGCUCCAUCUUCACUCUAAUAUCGUGAUGGAUGGGCUCCCAUACGACUCAUCUCUUCGCCGCUAUCUUGACGAAUACAACCAGCGGUCGUUGUCCUUUGAGGAAGAUGCCCUCCCUGCUCUCUCCAGUUUACUAUCAGUCUUCAGUCGAACCUUCGAAUGUGGAUUUCUGUAUGGGAUUCCAGAGAUGUUGUUCGAGCAUAGUCUCUGCUGGCGAGCAUCUGGGACGAAAGGUCUGCAACGCCGCACCGCGUCAAGCAGACCUAUCGAAAGUCGUUUCGAAUCUUCCGACCUUCCUUCGUGGUCGUGGCUAGGUUGGAAAGGCUCUGUCUAUACGCGCAGCCAGACAGGAACUCGGUGGUACAUAAGUAGCUUACCAACUGAUCCGCAGGAGCAAAGGCGAAGAAUUCGACCGAGCUGGUUCGAGAAACGUGAGCGAUAUAAGGAUUUCACCAAACCUAUGCCACCAGGGUGGAAGCGUGUACCAGUACCCGAAAGUGAGCCCCGCCUCUGCCCUGAUGGCUGCAGCAGAUAUCUCUUCGAGCAUGAAUCUAUGCUUGAGACCUAUGGGAGAAUUUCGGAGUGGUACUACCCAUUUCCUGUGAGUGAGAUCCAGGAAUCAACAGCUCCCUUUAUGCCAGAGCAAACCCCAUAUUUAUUCUGUGAGACAGUCCAAGCCAGGCUGUCAGGAUAUCAACAGGAUUCUGAUAAGCUACAAUACCCGUGGGAAAACGAAUCAAAGCUUUGCGAUAGACUUGGAAAGGACAUUGGAAAAUUGCACAUUCCUAACAAGGAAACAAGGGAUCGGUUCCCGGAGAAUGUGAACGGAGCUGAGAUAGACCUACCGGUUGAUAUAGUAGCGACACGACUCCCGAUUUUUAAGGAGGAUUUAUACCUUGUGCUCUGGGUUGAGUGGAAGGAUGGUAUUGCGUACCAAGUUGCAAGCGGGGAGGUUUCUCUUAUCCUUGGGUAA